Molecule: messenger RNA, 3813 nt
Organism: Penicillium subrubescens
Lineage: Eukaryota; Fungi; Ascomycota; Eurotiomycetes; Eurotiales; Aspergillaceae
Exons: 2
Coding region: 1-3813 (1270 amino acids)
Biological process (GO): protein phosphorylation
Molecular function (GO): ATP binding; protein kinase activity
Source: RefSeq, a predicted model, not a curated record
AUGUCCGUCAUGCGCCAUGGAGGAAGCGGUUUCCUCCAGCGCCGCCUUACGAAGCUAUAUACCGAUACGAAGACCUCAUGUGAAAGUGUGACGACGGCCUCCAAGGCUCUAGAUGACCCGGAGCUGGUCGCGCUACACCAGAGCUUCCAGAAACAGCGGGACCGGUUGCUGUCGUGGGGUCUAGACUGGAGCGAUGCGAGCGCCGCCCAGCCGAACGAUAUCGACGAGUCCUUGACUGCGGCCGGUUUCAGCGAUGUGGUGGAGAGUGUCAUGUCCACGAUACAAGACCUGCUUAAUGAUGCUGAGCGUGUUCAGCAUAUUGAUACGCCGAUGCCCUCGAAGGAGCGCAAGGUCGAUACGAAGGAUACUCUAGGAAGUCGGCCUCUCAAGACACAAUGGACGGAUGAUGAUAUUAGUCGUUCGAAGACUAUAUUGAGUGACUUGACGGCAUGUAUCGAUACGCUCUAUGACCUGUCCACUUCGCGCCGGACAAUGGCCUCUAGCAUGUCAUCGAGCAAGCAUAGUAUGGCCGGCCGCCGAUCGAAAACCCACCCUCUUCCCACCCGCGACAUAUCUUAUGCCUCGUUUUCCGAUUCCAAGGAAAAGAUCCAAAGCCCCCAACAAAUAUACGAACCUUUCACCUACUCUCCCUCGACCCCGAAACACGAUUAUAGUCACCAGUCUCUCGUUAUCGAGCGAUCCGCCUUGCAGCUGUAUGGAGCAACACACGAUAACAGCCCGCCACCAUAUGAGCCGAUUGCAGCUUCGUCAAACUCCCGUGUCGUGGGCCGCCUCAAGACCGCAGCAUGCCCGUUGCUUGUGGGCUCCGUCAAGGACUCGCAUGUCUCCGUGUUGGUCGAGUUCAUGCCUAUGAUUGUGGACUCCCAAGCAAGCUCAAAGAGCUCGCGACUCCAGAAACUGCAGAACUCACUAGACCAGUUGCUCCAGAAUGCCAGAGUCGGCCACCUGGGUCUUCUGAGAUUCCUGGGUUACUGUGUCGAUGACCCUAAUGCCCGCUAUGCCUUCUUAUAUCAAAUGCCCGUCGAUUAUUUCCCUUUCCUACAAAACCCUAGCGACCUCUUGAAAGAGCUCAAGCCCAUCCCUCUGGUUGCCCUACUCCCAUCGGCCGAAGACUACCGCGAGAAGCGGAUGCCCAAUUUGGAGACGCGUUUCCGGCUAGCCUACGACCUUAUGAUGUCUGUUCUGCACCUGAGAAGCCAGAAUGCCGUGCAUGGCAACAUCAACAGCAGCAAUAUCAUCUUCUUCCCUGGUCGAACCGAUGCUAGUAAUGACGAACGGGGUCUGGCCCCAGAUAUGCGCCGUCCUUACUUGACUUCGCCAGCGCGCUUCUCUGGUGAUGGACAUACUCCCGAGCCAUUAUCCACAGCGAUGUAUCGCCAUCCCGAUGAUAAGAGAUCCGUUGAAGACGAGGCCGCUUGGGCUUAUGACCUCUACUCGCUCGGUCUUGUCCUGCUGGAGAUUGGUCUGUGGGCUCCCAUUGGCCGGCUCUGGAAGAUGAAGUAUGAUCGCUCAUGGUUCAAGCAUCGCGUUGAAGAUCUCUACGUGAAGAAGCUUGGUCCAAAGUGUGGAAAUGCAUAUCUCCAGGUCGUUCAGCUUUGCCUCGACGCACCCAACUUCCACCUCUCGACCCAACCCAUGACCGAUCUCAACCUUCGUGUGCCCCAGAUCUACCAUUACCCCGUUCUCGACCUGUCCGACCCGGACGGCACAUUCUCUUUCUCGAUGAACUUCCUUUACACAAUUUGCAAGGUUCUUUGGUCAUGUACACGGAUUGAUAUCUUCUCAGCACCACCGGCAGAAGAACUGGAUGAUUCUCUGCCCUUGGCACUUGUUCCAACUCCAGAACCUACGCCUGCCGAAGAAAAGGCCAAUCCCUACACACUUUCCCAUGAACCGAUGAACCUGGAUAAGCAGCUACCAUCCACCCCGAAUAAUCAAUGGGGAAUUCAACCCGAAGAGAGAAGCUUGGAGAAGCCGGCCAAAAAACGGACCGUCAAGCGUCUCCCUCAUCUCGAUAUUCCCGAUGAACAUCUCCAAGAAUGGAACUUCCAGAUGAUGCCUCGCCUUAGCCGACUUCUACAGAAGAUCCUCAAAGAGUCUGACGAGUCCGCUGGUGCGACUCUGAUGAUGACCGGAGAAUCUCCAGAGACUGCGAAGACCACAAUCUGCGUGACCUGUGGUAGCGUUAAGAAAGUCCGAUCGGCUUUGAAGAAGCACUUCCCUCUGGACCGCGAUGACUGGGAUCUCAUCGUCCUCCGUGGUGAUAUUGAGCGAUCGAAGGUCCCCCGCACUAAGCGUCGCAGACCCGCCAAGACUCGCCCAAACGGAUCGAACGAGGUUCCUUUUCGUCAGCGUGAAUUGAACCCCUGUUAUCAACAACGGCCUCUUUGCGGUGCAUCGAUUGGAGCUUUUCAGAAUGAGGAACACCUGCCUCCAGUCUCUUACGGAGGUGCCGUUCUCGUUGAUGGCCAACCCUAUGGUCUGACAGUCCACCACAUGCUCGAGGCUCCAAGUGAUGACGAGGGUCCUGGAGAUGAUGAGCUCGAGGCGCCCUUGCGUUCUGCGGGCAACUGGCCUCGGGACACCUCUCGAGACGCGUCCAGCGUUAGCAACCAGGAUUUUAUGUACUCUUGGCGCGAGGAUGAACCAUCAGAAAUCAAUCUAGACCUUGAGAUCUCGGAUCAAGAAGACGAUGAUGCAUCUUUCUCGCAGGGUGCCGAUGGUGGCCUUGAUGAAUAUUGGUUAUCUGAGGAUGAAUCCUCGGACGAAGAGUCUAUCGAGGGUGCCGAUAACGAUGACGACGACGACGCUGCCUCGGUCGGUGAUACUGCUGGUGUCGAGCCGGGGGAAGAGCCGCGGCUGCUCGUCACGCAGCCAGCCAUCGAUGAUGUUCACGAUGACUUCUUCCCAACCCCUGAAGACCGUGACGACGAACAUCUUGCUUCACACUCCCUUGGCUACAUUCACGCCUCCUCUGGUCAGAGGCGCUGGACACGUAAGGGAAUGAAACAUGAGAUUGAUUGGGCUCUUAUCAAAGUCGACGAGAACCGCAUGGAUCCUCGCAACAUCGUCGUCGACACCACUACUACCCUUCCUGGCCGGCCCGGUUUCGGACGGGGUCAACCACAACCGAUCUUUCUCAACCAAGUCGCUCGUAUGGAGGAACUAGGUGGUUUAUUGGUGCACUGCUGCGGCCGCACAAGCGGGCUGCAGACUGGACAGAUAUCCAAAGCAAUGACGUUGGUCAAGCUGCAUGGCCGACACUCUUUUUCGACGAGUUUUUGCGUCAACGGGAACUUUGGAGCCCCCGGUGACUCCGGCGCAUGGGUUUUCGAUAGAUCUACCGGCCGUGUGUGCGGCCACGUCCUCGCUUGGUCCGCCCGCUCCAACACAACAUACAUCUCGCCCAUGGAAGUCACCUUCGAAGACAUCGCCCGCACCCUCAACGCCUCCCUCGUCUCUCUUCCCGGCGACCCCUCCCGCGGCAUGGGCUACGCCGGCUUGACCUACCCUCAUCCCCAUCCCGGCGGAUACAGCUACCAGACCCAACAGCUACCGGGAGAUUUCAACCGUCUAGCUGUUGGAGGUAUACCCCAAGGUCCGCCGGCCAUCCCUCCACAUCCCCUCGCACACCCACGCCCGCACCACCCUGGGGCCUUCAUGCGUCCUCCACCCCCGCCUCCGCCGCCGCCCCGUCCGGGGUCCCAGGAAGCACAUGUGUUUCGGGCUGUGAGUCCGAUUCCGCCGUCUUUGUUGACGGGGCCGAGGAAUAUCGAGAGGCAACUUGCCUAA